AUUAGGGCGCGAACUGUUUGAGGGGUGACAAAAGAAGACGUCUAGACAGCCUUGUUCAAUACUCAAGGAUUUUGCUUGUGGAAGAUAAAUUUUUGUCGUUCAUUGGAAGAAGAAAGCAUAUAAAAGGAACUUAAGGAAGAGAGGAUCACAAUGUAAAGAUUAUCAGAGACAAUCUUUUAAAGAGAAUUUUUUGGAACAUGCAGAACUUUAUCAUCCUAUUCGCCUUAUUAUCACCGCUUCUCGGUGAGGACAGGAAGGAAGUUCUAUUAAAGGCUCAGUGCAGGGCAAAUUGCGUUUCUCUGCUUUUGGACAAUAGAAAACAAAUGCAAGAGGUAGCUGCUACCUUGCGAUCAUGCGUCUCUGCACCGUGGUGCGCCUCGUGCCUGAAACCUUGUAGCGCAACAUUCGAGAAUCUGGAAAAGUGCUACGGAAUGUGUCAAAAAUUCGAAGAUGGCUGCUCUCAAUCUUGUUCCUACCAAAAUGAAAUCCGCCGGGAGACGGUGAAUGAGACGCUUCUACCAGCAACACCGCCUAAACCGAGCGUCUAUGACGCUUUUAAAAUUAUAUGGGACGAUAAUAAUGUGCAAGAAAGGAGAGAAGUAUUAGUUUACGUCGUAGAAGUGGCCUCUCACAUCGGGCCGUUUUUCAACGUUGGAAAACUGUCGCCAUGGAGACAGGUGCUGCAGGUGUCUGAAACAAACGGUUUUUUACCCGAAAAUUUCAUAAAACCGGGAAGGUUUUAUCAAUUUCGAGUUACGGCUGUCUCUAAGUAUGGCUCUAGUUCGUCAUCAAUCCCUUCCGCCCCGAUAAGAUCGUUAAGAGAGGCAAAGGCCCCUUCGAAGCCAGUUAAUAUAAAACUAAAUAUAACUGGUGACAACACAGCUACAGUUUCCUGGGAUCCACCCGUGAAUACGGACUUACCUAUUAACAGAUAUAAGAUUUAUUGGGGUUCUUUGUCCUAUUCAUCAAGCGGGAAGAGGAUAAAGAGAUUACACGAAAAGAAAAUUUUGGCUAGCAGUGUCCGCCAAUACGAGUUAAUUAAUUUAGAAAAGAGAAAAAUUUACUACAUAGAAUUGAAAGCAAUAUCGAAAUUGGGUAGAAAGAAAUUGAAGGGUGACAGAAUAUUCAUUGAUUUUGAAAUCGGAAAUGAGAAGAAAAGUAGUCAAGUUCCGCAAGUCAUUCGUCCGCUUCCAGUCAGUAAUUUGACAGCUCAUGCUCCAAAGAUGAUGCAUCAUGGUGCAUUGGUUAAUUUAACGUGGAAUACAAAAGAUUUGGACAACUUUUUCGCGGUUUCUUGGAGAAGAAAAGUUUGCUUAAACGAUUCUUCGGGGAAAAUAGAUACAAUAAAAAAGGAUACUACUAAGAAUACAACUUAUACCUUAAGCCGCCUGAAAUUCGCUUGCACUUAUGAAAUUCAUGUUCGAGCUAUUGACGGAAGAGCAAAUCUAUCUAGCAGUCCUAUAAUUCUAAAAAUUUUUAUACCCAGCUGUGAAGAGCUGCAGGAAAAAUUGAAUUUACCAGCAAAUGCCUGUCCAACAACAAGUUCACUUCCUGAACCACCACGAAACUUAGUGCACAGAAUAAAAGUUACGCAAAGACAUAAUAUUACCUCCAAAUUAAGUUGGGAUCAUCCACAUAGCGACACCCCUAUACUGCAAUAUCGAAUAAGAUGGGGACCUACGCUGGAAAAUGAAUAUGUUCCAACGUUUGAUAAAUAUUUUGACAAAUUAAAAUUUUUAGAAGGUUCAAAAAAUAAGUUUACGCUUACUGAGCUUAAAGAGAAUAGAGAAUAUUUAGUUCUAAUCCGAGCACUUUCUAAAGCUGGACCGGGCAAAGAGUCAACAUUGACCUUCAAAACUCCCGAUUUGCAUAAACAAAUCGACUUACGUAAACCACGCCAUAAACACAAGCGUAAGAAGAAGAGGAGGAAAGAGAAUGCGGGAGUUCCGUAUCGCAUCCCAAUGAAUAAAAACUUUUCAACACCAACAAUUAUUCGUAACCAACCUUGGUGGGUAAAAGAUGGUGGCAUAAAAUCAUCAUUUCAUUCCAGACUGUUAGUUAACUUUGUUUGGUGCUUUUCCGUUGCAGUUUUUUGGCUACGUCUUCCUUUAUGAGACAAAAAUUCCUUUGUUCAUAUGAAAUAUAUUAAUAUUGUAUAUAAAAAGAAUUCAUCGUAUAUUUAAACAGUAAUAAACUGUAUAUGCAUUUCUAUUGAUUUUUAAAUGAAAAAAUAUAUAUUAAGC
This is a messenger RNA of Dimorphilus gyrociliatus, 2243 nucleotides long. NCBI's taxonomy places the organism in Eukaryota, Metazoa, Annelida, Polychaeta, Dinophilidae. The record is from the annotation of a GenBank genome assembly.